CUUCGGCUUUUCUCUCUCUCUCUUGCUGUGGAAAUUUAGGGUUUUUUUUCUUCCCACUCUUUUACUUCGUGUUCUCAUCACUGAAACCUUAUUUUUUCGGACGGGUUUUGCUUUCCAAUGUCUGUUAAUUACUUGAAGUUCUUUUGUCGGUGCAACAACUUCCAAUUCUUCGGGCGAUUUCUGCUGAUUGGUGGCUUUGUUCUUCCAAUUGAGUUGAAAUAGUGGGUUUCUCUCUUCAAUCGAAGCCCUCUGUGGUUGUGCCUAUGGCGCCGAGUCGAAGAAAGGGCGCCGGUAAAGCUGCUGUGGCAGCCGCCUCGCUCCGGCAGUGGAAAGUUGGGGAUCUUGUGCUGGCUAAAGUGAAAGGAUUCCCUGCUUGGCCUGCUACGGUGAGCGAGCCAGAGAAAUGGGGUUAUUCUGCCGAUUGGAAGAAAGUUCUUGUCUAUUUCUUUGGAACCCAGCAGAUAGCUUUUUGCAACCCUACUGAUGUUGAGGCAUUUACUGAAGAGAAGAAGCAAUCUCUUUUGGUUAAACGUCAAGGAAAGGGAGCUGAUUUUGUUCGUGCUGUACAGGAGAUCAUUGAUUGUCAUGAGAAGUUAAAAAAGUGUGAUAAUAAUGAUGAGAUUAUCUCAUCUGAUGAUGUAGCUCGAGUAAAUGGGGGUAGUGUCGUGGAUUCAUCUGCCAACGUUGGAUCAAAAGAUGAAACAGAACCUCCUUUAGCAACUAAUAACAAUGUGCAGUCAAAUAAUUCACUUUCUUCUAGAGACACGAGUGAACCAGUUUUACCUAUAAAGAUUGUUUCGGCUAGCGAACAAGGUAAUUCUUUGCUUGAUAAAGAGGCCCUGCAGGAUGAAUCUACUGAUGCUGCUGCUUCUGAGCAACCCUUUCCUGCUAGUACCUCCUCAAGAAAAAGGUCUGGUGGAUCAAGAUUAAAAAGCACUGUCACAAAGCGGAAUGCAUCUGUUCAGAGAUCUAGAAGCUCCUCUAGAGUGGGGUCGCGCAGGUUACAACGCUCGACAAUUCCAUUUAACAGUGGGGACAAAGUGACCAAUAACAUUCCUGAAGAGUUAUUGAGACAGAAUAAGCGAAACAGAAAGUCACCUGAUGGAUCUGACUGCGAUGAUGCAACUUCAGAAGCUUUGAUUUCAAAUGUUAGCAUUGAAGAUAAUGCUUCUGAAAUUGUUACAGCUGACUCUGAUACCUAUAGCCUGAACGAAUGUAGCACUAUUGAUUCUGGGUGUAAAUUGGAGCACUCUGAGACUGCUGUAGAGUGUUUGGAGAGAGAGGUUGAGUUUGGCAAAGGACUUGAUCUCCACAUAAAGGCUGUUGUCAUCAAGAAGAAAAGGAAGCCAAUGAGAAAACGAGUGAUCAAUGAUGCAUCCAAAGAUAAUGGAGGUGCUCAAGACAAGGAGGAGAUAAUGGAGGCUGUGGUGGAUGACUCUAACCAAUGUUUACAAAAUGAUUGUGAAAAUAGGACAGAAAGAUGUUCCAAAGAAGAUGGGGAUGAACAUCUUCCAUUAGUGAAACGAGCUAGAGUUCGGAUGAGCAAAUUAUCAUCUUCCGAAGAAUGUAAAAGACAUUCAGAAACAGAAGAACAGAACCAAAAGGAAGCAGUAGCUAUCAAUCUUACUGGAAAAGUUGAGAUUGAUUCAAAUUCUGCUGAUGGUAGUAUUGAUAGAGGCUUGGAUACAGCAAAUGGUGUUCCUAAUCACACAUCACCUUCUAAGGUCUGCACUCAAUUUUUUUCAAAUUGGUCUCAGCUUUGUAAUUUAAAGAAAGACCAAUCGUUUUGUUGCUCAGUUGAUGGGGAGUCUGUUUUACCACCAUCAAAACGCCUUCAUCGUGCUUUGGAGGCCAUGUCAGCUAAUGUGGCUGAAGAAGGUCAAGCUGCUGCUGAAACCACUAUAUCAAUGCGAACGUCUAUGAACGGGUUGCUCAUAACUUCUACAUGUAGUUCCUCUCAUUUCCCGAUGGAAAUCAAAGAAGGCAAUUGCUUAGGGCCGCAGAGUAGAACUUCUCAUGAUGACCCCUCCGAAAUGGAAGAUGAACGAUUCUCCAUUAGUGUGAAUCACACAAUCACCGAGGAAAAUGGAAAGCCACCUUUAAAAGUAGACUUUGGUCAUGAAGCAGAUCAAAAUUCACAGAGUCAACCACAUGAUUUCAAGGAUGCUCUCAUAUUGGAAGGGGAGGGAAAGCAUGUUGAAAUUGCAGACCAUCCAGAUCCACAAUCAGGCUGUCAUUCAGAUAGAACAGUAGUUCAUGUUAAUAGUGUGAAAAAGGAGUCUCCUUCUAGAAAACUGGCCGAUGUCAGAUCUAAUUGUGGCGAAAUGGUUCAGUUACUUCCUCUGGAGAACGAAGGAAACACUGUUAUUGCAUGUCCACAUAUUGUUUUAUCUGAAAAUCCUGAUGAGCAUUUGGAAUCUUCGGAGAACAUGGUUCGUGGACUUGUUGCUGGUCCCAGUGAUAUUGCUAGGCUUUCACAUCAUAAUGGAUCUGAUGACGUGAAGUGUGGUGCAGAUGACAACAUGGUUGCUACGUCCCCGAAGCCUGCACCUGCUGAAAAUUGUGAAGAGACCAACAUGCUUGAUGUGAAAGAGGUAAACGGUAGAGAUUCGGUGAACGAUCGACCAUCUCCCUUUUCUGGUGAUCACGUUGUCCAAAAGGAUGUAUCAGAAGUACAGUCCAGUCUGUCUGUUUCAUGCACGGACAAUUCUCUUACAAUGGAUUUAGUUGAUCCUAUCUCUAUUUCAGAUAGGCAUGGUUUUCUAAACAAAAGUAUCAGUUUUAGUCCCAAGAAAAGUGUGGGUGUUCUGGAGGAAGUUAAGUUUGAAUCUGCAGUGACUCUAAAGUUAAAACCUAUGGGCAAGGAUGUGGAAGCGCAUGCUGCUCUUUCAUCCUUCGAAGCCAUGCUUGGGAACUUGACCAGGACAAAAGAUAGCAUUGGUCGAGCGACACGUGUAGCUAUUGAAUGUGCAAAGCUUGGUGUCGGCUCUAAGGUGGUUGAAGUUCUCACUCGGACUUUGGACACGGAAUCAAGCUUGCAUAAAAAGUUGGACUUGUUCUUUCUUAUUGAUUCAAUCACGCAGAGCUCUCAGAAUCUAAAAGGCAAUGUUGCUGAUAUUUACCCACCAGCCAUCCAGUUGGUUCUCUCACGACUCCUGGCUGCUGUUGCUCCUCCCGGAAGCAAUGCGCAGGAGAAUCGUAAACAGUGCAUUAAGGUUUUAAGGCUAUGGUCACAGAGAGGGGUCCUUCCAGAAUCAAUAAUUCGUCAUCAUAUGCGAGAACUGGAGUCACUAAGUGGCAAAUCAUCCGUUGGUGCCUACUCUCGGCGUUCAUCGAGAACAGAAAGGUCAUUAGAUGAUCCUCUCAGGGAAAUGGAGGGCAUGCUUGUUGAUGAAUAUGGAAGCAAUUCGAGUUUUCAAAUUCCUGGUUUCUGCAUGCCCCAAAUGCUUAAGGACGAAGACGGGGGAAGUGAUUCUGAUGAUGGAAGUUUUGAGGCUGUUACUCCCGAGCAUACAUCUCAAGCUCGUGAUGAACCUGAGACUGUUCGUGUUAUGGAUAAACAUAGGCAUAUCCUGGAAGAUGUUGAUGGUGAGCUCGAAAUGGAAGAUGUUGCUCCCCCUUGUGAAGUUGAAAUGAGUUCCUCUAACUCCGUAGUUGUAAAUGUCAUCGAGGCUGUGCAUAAUAAGUUUGCGCAGCAUUUUCCUCCACGUAUGCCUCCACUCCCUCAAGAUGUGCCACCAUCAUGCCCACCUCUUCCAUCGUCCCCUCCUCCCCAGCCUCCGCCUUUGCCCCCCUCAUUCUCCAGGAGUGAUUCAUGUGCCAGUGAUUUCGAGUUGGAGCGCUCCUAUAUGGACACAAAUAAUGUUCAAGAUAAUUCGAUGCAACUGGUGGGACAAUCAUCAAAUACAUCUGGGACUACUCAAAGAACAAGUGAUGCAGUACAUUACCCCGCUUCAUCAAAUGCAUCGGGGACUAGUCAAAGAACAACUGAUGCAGUACAUUACCCUGCUUCAUCUAAUGCAUCUGGGAUUACUCAAAGAACAAGUGAUGCAGUACAAUACCCUGCUUCAGAACGCAGAGAUCUUCAGAUGCAGAUGCCCGAAUCUACUUCUCGUUCUUUCAGCAACAUCCCUGCUCGAGUAUUGAAUAAUGGCCAGCAUGAUGAUUCUACUGCAUUGCACAACAGUGGUUACCCCUUAAGACCACCCCAUCCUCCACCACAAGAUCAGUUUACCUAUGUCCACGGAGAUCACCGCAUGAAGCCUCGAUGGGAGGAUCCUCCUGCUUCUUAUUCAAGUAGGUUCCGCUAUGCAGAAGAUACCGAUGGCGAGUACUUCUACAAUGACCACGAAAGAAUGAGACAUUACUCCUACGAACCACAUGAGAACUGGAGGGUUCCACGACCGUUCUACGGUUCUCGCUAUCAUGAUAGAGGUAGAACAUCCUAUGGUCCUGUUUCUUGCGGUGGAACUCCAUGUGAACCAACAAGAUUACAUAGCCAGAGGUGGAGAUUUCCCUCUCGAGAUAUAAACAGUAGAAGCUCAAUGCCUUAUAGACAACCUUAUGAUGGCCCCGUGCGUGUUUCAAAUAGAGGAUCGCGAUCGCCGAAGAGGAGCAAAAAGAUGGGGGCAUCUCACUCAGUGGCAGAGAAAUCCAUCCAUGAAUUCACAGUCAAGGAUUUCAAAGGCAAGGACGUAAACCUCAAUGACUAUAAGGGGAAGAUCCUUCUUGUGGUUAACGUUGCGUCUAAAUGUGGGUUUACAGAUUUGAAUUACAAGCAGUUGACUGAACUGUACAACCGAUACAAGGAUGAAGACUUUGAAAUACUGGCAUUUCCAUGCAAUCAGUUUCUGAAGCAAGAGCCCGGAACAAGUGAGGCGGCUCAAGAAUUUGCUUGUACAAGGUACAAAGCAGAAUAUCCAAUCUUCCAAAAGAUACGUGUGAACGGGCCAGACGCGGCGCCAGUCUACAAGUUCCUCAAAGCAACUAGCAAUGGGUUCUUAGGCACCCGGAUAAAGUGGAAUUUCACCAAGUUCUUGGUAGAUAAGGAAGGGGUUGUCAUCAACCGCUAUGGCCCGUCCACCACUCCAUUGUCUAUUGAGAGUGACAUCAAAAAAGCAUUGGGAAUUUCUCGACUUACCUCUAGACCUCAUGCUUAAUGUAAGUCCACAUGAGUUAAAGUAAUUGAAGACACUAAUAGAAUAUAACCAAAUGGUAAAGGUGUAUUCUCCCUUGGCUGUAAUUAUUGUAUUAGCAGUAAUAGUCCAACGGGUCUGUCUGUGUGCGUGUGCGCGUGCGUGUUUCUUCUUGUAUUUCGAGGGAAUGUAAGUAGUGGCUAUUCUUUGUGUUGUGUAGUAUUUUUGGAGGCUGUUAUUUGGAUAUGUUUAUUUGUUUGAUUUGUAUUAGGAAGUGCAUUAUGGAUGGCCAAGUUAUCUUCAUAAACGUUGUUCUGCUGGUUUGAUUAUGCAAAGUUGUUAAUGACGAAUAUCGAAUAGGAAGCGUACAUUGUUUUAGAAGUAA
Cucurbita moschata (crookneck pumpkin) is the source of this 5520-nucleotide messenger RNA. Its product is annotated as protein HUA2-LIKE 2-like. Gene Ontology annotation, biological process: regulation of transcription by RNA polymerase II; response to oxidative stress. NCBI's taxonomy places the organism in Eukaryota, Viridiplantae, Streptophyta, Magnoliopsida, Cucurbitales, Cucurbitaceae. The record is from RefSeq and is a predicted model, not a curated record. Bases 264 to 5159 code for a protein of 1631 amino acids. Gene Ontology annotation, molecular function: glutathione peroxidase activity; double-stranded DNA binding; transcription coregulator activity. The transcript has 16 exons. Gene Ontology annotation, cellular component: nucleus.